UAAUAAGCUAUAAAACCUACAGCAGGAAAGUAAUUGAAUUUUUAUUUUAGUAAAAGCUCAUUUGACAAAAAAUAGAAGCAAAACUACAUAUAAGAAUUAUUAUGUUUGUUCCCACUUGUUUUGUGUCUUUUUUUUUUCCCACGAAGUUUGAGAGAAAAUUACUAAGAUUGGUCCAUUUUUUGCAUGGAUAACCUAAUUCUGUUUAACCAAAAUGAGGGCAGUAAAUUUUUAAAAUAAAGAUGUGAUGAACCAGGUUAUGGAAAGUAAACUAAUUAUAAUUUCAAUGAGAGAAAAUUAAAUUAAAUAUGUAUUACAAAUUAAUUUACAUUAGAUCUAAGAAAAACCAUGAAUUCCUUACGUGUUUAGUAACUGAAUCAUACUAUGUUUUCUUUAUUAAGAGGAACAUUUCAUAAUUAUUGUGUCUUGUAUAGAUUUUCCAGAGGUCGUAGGCGUUCUCGUUGGAAGCUCAAGUUCCAUCACCAGGCUCUGCCGCCCGAGUACCUCGAUCACUAUGAGGCUGCCAUGGCUCAGCAAGACGCCGCAGCCAAGUCCGCUCCUGUCGCCAAGUCCGAGAGCAAGAGCAAGCCAGCCUGCUCGACCACCAAGGCCUUGCCGCCGUUAGUGCCGCGCUCGGUGAUGACCGAGAAGAAGUUUGACAACCUGCUUCACCUGAUCAAGAAGGAUCAAGAGGCGGUGAAGCUGGGACCGUCGCAGCCGCCGGCGCUGCGCAACCUGCGCCCAGCCGAUCAGCUCCAUUUCACCCCGACAUCCACGUUGGGCGUCAACAGUGAGAGUGAGCUGCUCAACAGGCUGCAACAGAACACGCAGCGGUACCAAGCAGACGACCGCAUGGCCAUCGAAAAGACGACGGUGAGCGAAAAAAGAACUGGCGCUAGCAACAAUGCUUCUCGAGGGAAAGGCCUGCUCGGAAGUUUACUUUCUGGUAAUGCGUCCCCAGAAAUCAGCAUAAAAGCGUGUUCUGAAACUGACAGGAAGAAGAGGUCAUCUGUGAUAAUAACAAAUUGUGCAAGUACAAAUCUCAACAGGACGUCCACGCCAGCAACGACUUCCGCCCCAACCACGAGCCGCGUUAUGAAGUACCAAGAUCUACCGUAUAUGGGAGAGAUAACGCUGGACAACACAAAGCCACGGCGAGGGAGGAAGCCCAAGAAGGCAGAUAUAUGCCAUCUCAUUUACAAGAACUACGGAACCAUCUUCCCAGGAGCCCCAAAUCAAAAUGCCGCUGCAGAAACUGAGGACGUGUUGAAGAUGAAAUCACAAGGUGCUGCAUUCAGUUCAACCUACCACACCAACUCAAAACUCAACAAGAAAGAUGGUCCACUCCCAACUGGUAUUAAGUGCAGGCCAUUAGAUUCUUUAAAAUCAAGUCCUCCAAUAAACCACGCUGAUGUUCAAAAUCGUAUCAUCAGCAGUUUAUUAGAAAAAAGAUUGACUGCAGCAUCAAUGGAUGCCAAGAGAAAUGCGCUGAGUCUGGAGAGUUCCCUACUAAGGCAUGCCCAGACGGACGGUGAAAAUACAACAAACAGAAUUAAAGAACCCUGGUUACACAAACACAUCAUUCCUCCUUCAGACGGGGCUGAUGAGCCACUGAACCUCUGUAUCAAAGAUCUAAAUCAACUUAAGAUAAGACUGUUGAGAAAACAUGGAAACUUUUACGAGCCACGAAGUAAUAAUAAUGUAAUGGUGAAGAGUGAGCCGAACUCGCCAAGUGAAGUGGAGCAAAUUGAACUGAGAGACUCCCCUAAAGAGAAUAUGUCUACAUUUUCUGAUGAUGCAGAAUCAACUGGGACUAGCAGCAGCAGAAAUCAAACACCACUGUCUCGACAGUUAGAACAGGACAGUUCUCUUUCCUUCCCAUCUAUUAGUACCCCAGCACAGUUUCCUAAUCCUUCUCUUCUACCUACAGAUGCCAUAAACCCAAUUACCAGUGGGUAUGUAUAUUGGCCUAAUGCAGGAGUGUUCGUACAUCCAAUGGCGUUACAGUCGCAACUACUUUACUACCAAAAAAUGGGGGCCAUUCCGAUCCUCCCUGUGCCUCCAGUUGAGCCACUGUCUACAUUUAUACCCUCCCCUAUUGCUCCAAACACCUUGAUUCCGAAUCUCCCGGCAAUUUUGGCUGCCCAGCGAAAUGACACUGGAGAUAGCCAUGUUAAAGAUCAUCAGCGACAAACAGCCUCGUGCAUCAAACCAUGCCUUCCAAAGGGAUUUUCUUCCAUCCUUCACACUAAGCCAACAGAAAUGCCUUCUGAAUUGUCCUUCCCUAGAAUGAAACGAUUAGCUCCUCUUGGAAAUCUGCCCCAUGCUGGAAGCACCUCAACGACAAAACGAAAGCGUUCCGCCAUAUUUAUUCCACCAAUGCCAUCAGAAAACAACAACAACCCAACAACUGAAGUAAGCAUCUGUAAGUUUAAGUUUACUGGUGGUGCAAAACCAAGCCUGCAAGAGAAGAAAAUGUUGUCCGUAGAUUCAGGGGGAAAUUUUAGGUAUUACAGUGGCACGGGUGACAAAUCUAUGAGGGGCUACGAGUUUUUUCCUAGGGAAUCCCUCCAUCCAUCUACAGGAUCAAACAACGUAACAUCUCAAGAAAGUAAUUUUGCAUUGUCGACCAUGGGUGUCUGUGACAGUACGUCCCCGAACAACCAGCACGUGGGCCAUCCCACUACUUUCACAGAAAAAGCUAAACCAAAUUUUCCUAUUAGUGAUGUAAGAUUAGAUCAUCAGAUGUAUGUACCUGGUUUCAAUGACAGUAUUCUUGAUACCUUAGAAAGUGAUACCCUCUUGAAACCUAGGGAAACCGAAGAAGAUCAGUUUAAUCAAAAUGUUGGUGUAGACUUUAAUAAAAAACUUAGUGCGGGUGACGAGGCAGACAGUUAUGCUGCCAACAAAGCUGACGAAUCUUGUAGCUUGCAAUUGAAGACCCGGCGGAAACGGAAAACGCGCAAGUCACUUGCGAGGGAGAAACUGGAGCAGACAUUCAAAGAGAAAGGUUUCUUGAUACAAACUCAGCAGCUGGAGUCGGCCGAAGGAGCGACGUACUGCAAGUUCCGGCAGCUCCGCAAGUUCACUCGUUACUUGUUCCGAAGCUGGAAGGACUACCUGCCGGGCAACGUGAGGGAAAUGUCACUAGCUGCAGGUGUGGGGGGCUCUGGAACAUCUCCUGUUCAGCGUGACAUGGAAGUUGAAAGAGAACUGUCUUCAAACAGUCCACAUUCUAAUCAAGAAUCAACAGAGGUUGUCCAACCACCUCCCACAGAAUAGAAGUGUGAAAGAUUUUUAAUUUUUUAUAGCGUGUGUGUGGGAAUGUUCGAUGAAACUGUUACCUUUUAUAGGAAAUUUAUGUUAUUUAUAAAUAAUGUAUUCACUGUGCAUAAUAUGAACCCACCCAUUCCACUACUGGUGCAAUCAGUGACUCAUAAAGAUGCAAACAAUGUUAUUACAACAUGUUGUCCUAUAUCUAGAUUUUCAAACACAAUGAAAAUUGUAAUUACUUUUAAA
Messenger RNA from Bacillus rossius redtenbacheri, 3516 nucleotides. RefSeq lists its product as uncharacterized. The coding region runs from base 382 to 3279 and encodes 965 amino acids. The transcript has a single exon. Lineage: Eukaryota; Metazoa; Arthropoda; Insecta; Phasmatodea; Bacillidae. The record is from RefSeq and is a predicted model, not a curated record.